This is a messenger RNA of Ceratosolen solmsi marchali, 637 nucleotides long. Its product is annotated as DNA replication complex GINS protein PSF1. Lineage: Eukaryota; Metazoa; Arthropoda; Insecta; Hymenoptera; Agaonidae. Gene Ontology annotation, biological process: DNA strand elongation involved in mitotic DNA replication; DNA replication. The record is from RefSeq and is a predicted model, not a curated record. The transcript has 4 exons. Gene Ontology annotation, cellular component: GINS complex. Bases 11 to 589 code for a protein of 192 amino acids.
GAUAAAAAUCAUGUUUGGGAAAGAAGCCAUAAAACUAAUUCACGAAUUAGAUCAAUGCGAAGAAAUAAAGCCAUUUAACGAAGCAAUAUUUCAGCAAGUUUUGGAGGAAAUCAAUUCUCUCUAUGAGCAAAAUUCUAAAGAUGUGAGUACGAUUACUGAAACAAAUACAGCACCUAGGAAUUCGGUAAUCGUUAGACACUUUGCCAUGAAUAGAAAUAAGCGCUGUUUGUUGACAUAUCUUUAUCAUAGAUUAAGAAGAUUGAGGCAAAUAAGAUGGGAAUUGGGUAGUAUUUUACCAUCUGAAAUAACAGCUAAUUUAGUAAGCGCCGAAUCCCAUUGGUUCCAAGCAUACAGUAAAUCCCUCGCUACGUAUAUGAGAUCGAUUGGAGAGGACGGACUAAAUAUUAUGAAUGAUGUACAUCCACCAAAAUCCUUAUAUAUUGAAGUACGAUGCGUACAAGAUUAUGGCAAAUUUGAGUUUGACGAUGGUCAGAUUGUUAAUCUAAAAGAGAAUACCUAUCAUUUAUUACCGAGAUCACAAUGCGAAGCACUGAUUCGACAAGGAGUUCUCGAGCAUGUUUCUUCAUAAAGGAACAUAAUCAUUAUUAUAUAUAAAGUGCUUUAUACAAUUAUUCAA